Molecule: messenger RNA, 1147 nt
Organism: Spodoptera litura
Lineage: Eukaryota; Metazoa; Arthropoda; Insecta; Lepidoptera; Noctuidae
Source: RefSeq, a predicted model, not a curated record
UUGAGUAUACAGCUUCAUAUUCGUGUAUUGUACGUAUACGAGAUGUGAAUAUGAUUGCGAAACUGAUUUGUGUAGUUAUAGCGUCAGCAGUAGUGUGGGAGCCUUCUCGGUACAACUGUUAUGAUGAAAGGACUUUACCCCCAGAUAUGGAAGACCUUUUCAGAAACAAAUCUGACCAAGAACUAAUUUUCGAAGAGUGUUUGAAUUCCUAUAGUUUAUGUAUGACCUUUGAGAGGGAACGGAAUAACACGGAAAUUUGCUCAGUCGACAUUAAUUUAAAGAAGACAUUUAAAUCAUUCUGCGAAAUGGUUUAUGAAAACUGCAAAGGAGAUAACAAUACUUGGAGAUAUUUUCACGAUGGCCCAUGUAACGUCGAGUUUGUGGAAGAAGUUGCGUACCCAGGACUUUUUUUCGGCUCACCUGAUAAAGAAUCACAUCCACCAAGUGUCGAUGAAAAGUUACAGGAGCCAGAUGCCACUGGAGACACACAUCCACCAGGUGGCGCAGGAGAGACACAUCCGCCAGGUGGCGCUGGAGAGACACAUCCACCAGGUGGGGCUGGAGAGACACAUCCACCAGGUGGGACUGGAGAGACACAUCCACCAGGUGGCGCUGGAGACACACAUACGCCAGCCAGCCCUGGAGACACACAUGCGCCAGAUGGCUCUGGAGACAAACAUCCGCCAGGUGGCUCUGGAGACAAACAUCCGCCAGGUGGCUCUGGAGACAAACAUCCGCCAGGUGGCCCUGGAGACAAACAUCCGCCAGGUGGCCCUGGUGACAAACAUCCGCCGGGUGGCCCUGGAGACAAACAUCCGCCUGGUGGCUCUGAAGACAAACAUCCGCCAGGUGGCCCUGGAGACACACAUCCGCCACGUGGCCCUGAAGACACACAUCCGCCAGGUGGCCCUGAAGACACACAUCCGCCAGGUGGCUCUGGAGACGCACAUCCGUCGGGUGGAAUGCCGAUGUCCAACUUAUAUUACCAGAAGAUGAAGAAGAAAUUUAUUUUUUCAAACUAAAUUAUAUUGACACCAUGCGUAUACUACACAGACUGUUGGUGCAUGGCAUAAAAUUCAAGACCACCAGUACGUCAGUCACGUCAACAGCCAAUAAAUAUCCACUGCUAUACUAUGUACCUACCUAC